AUGUUUUCACUAAUCCUGCAAACAUGCAUUUGUGUAGCGGCAGCUGCUAUCGAUGAACAUUUUUUCGACCGAUUUCCACCAAGGGAAGUUUCAACGCCUGUCACUGCGCCGCCUAAAUUGGAAGUAGAAACAUUUGGAUUCCGGUGGACAAUGCCGGCAAGUAUCUACAAUUCUACUGGAUUUAAAGGACCCAACAAAGUACUUUUAGGCAUGCUGGAACAGACGCCACUGAGCACCUGUAUUGAAAGCACUUGGGGAAGUCCAGCAAUGUUCUUCGGUGAUAAAGCACAUGGAUAUAUAUUUAUGGAUUUCUCCCUGAUGAAAUUGCUUGAGGCAAAUCAACCUUUGUUUGGUACUGAUGGUGCGGCGAGGCUACGGGCUAUUUUGACGCCAGAGCUCAAAAAAUUGGAGGAGGAAGAGCAACUGGGUUUCCAAAUCACGCGUAAGCAUACUUCGCCUAAAGCUUCUCUUAUAAAAUAUUUUGCGGUAAAACCCUGCUCACCACAUCAACGUUUGGAUAUUCUCCACAUAAAAUUUAAUUAUGAGCGCGGAAAUACCAUAUGGAAAUAUGCCCCCAGAACCUCCUGCAACUAUCAGCUCCCCAACUACAGCGACGACCGCAGUCCCAAGAAAACCAUUCAGUUUCGUGAGGAACGCUGUGUUCCUUUCCGAUCUUUUCAUAUUCAAGCAUUCGUGGUUGAAUGGAUGAUGCCUACACCCGAGUAUAACUCAAGGACAGUGGGCCAAGCAGAGGAUUAUAUCACCUCGCUUUUGGAGAGUGAUGCCUUGGGCAAAGCCCUUGAAUCGUAUUCGGUUAUGCGCUCAAAUAGUUACCAAAAAUACUCCACCGGUAGUCUGCUUCUACAGUUUUCAAUUAGCCGACUUCGUGAGCACAACAUUCCGCUAAAGCUUGAUGAGAUCUCUCAAAGACUGGAGUAUGUUUUAAAAAGAACAAAUCACGGAUCAUGGGCUGCGACUCCAAUAGUCCAAAUUGUCAGUGUGCAAUACAUUAGCAAUACGGAUUUGAGCAAUUUCGCUGCAAAUGAGGCUCGAACCUCUACUACACCGCGGGCAACAGAAAGAAGCAUGCCCAUUCCAAGACAAACCGAUGACUUGCAAAAAGCCUUCAUAAUUGGUUGGCAAAUGUCAAGUAGACACUACAAUGAGUCUACUUAUGGAGGAGUUGAUACAUUUGUAGAAGAGCUAUUGAAAUAUGUGCCUUCGGAAAGCACCCUGGUCAGAGAACUGUCUACAGAUCACAAAGAUGACGGCAUCACGACGUCAGGUUUAUUAGUCGUAACGCUUUCACUGAAAAAACCUCCUGCGUCUGAAAAACCUAUGGAUAGCAAAACAAUUGCUGACCAUUUACAAAAAAUGUUAACUUAUGAGUUGAAACAUUCCGAAAAAGGCAAACAAAUGGAAUUUCAAAUCAAUUGCAAGUGCAGACCUUUUACUAUAUAA
Molecule: messenger RNA, 1461 nt
Organism: Dicrocoelium dendriticum
Lineage: Eukaryota; Metazoa; Platyhelminthes; Trematoda; Plagiorchiida; Dicrocoeliidae
Source: the annotation of a GenBank genome assembly